AUGUCCAUCAUAUUCAUCCCAGACUAUCUGGAAAAGAAUGGAACGAUAUACUACAAUGUGAAUAUCAAGUUACCGCUCCGAUCAAUCUCCGUUAGCAGAAGAUACUCUGACUUUGUCGAGUUGGUGACCACCUUGAGUGACGACUUGGGAUUAGGAGUCAGCGAAUUCCCCUAUAAGCUACCUCCAAAGACAAGUGUUUUCAGCAGCAGGAAAAGUGUUUCUGAGCUGCGCAAGGUUCUUCUCGCCGACUUUCUCGAUAAGGUAGUCAGAGACAGAGACCUCCAGAAUAGACCCACAGUACAUAAGUUCUUACAGUUGCCCAAGAAUUUCAACAUCAGCCGUGAUCUCUUCAAGGAAGAUACUGAGUCUGUUAAAGAUACGAGAUUUCUCAUCACCGAUACCGACACCGACAUCUCUGGUGACCAAUGGCUACUGUACUUUCGCAUCGUCAAAUCCAGCAUUAGUAAGCUUGACCGGGGCAAGACGCUCACUACCCGAGCAGAAACUAGAGAAAAAGUACAGAAAUACGUUCGGCCUAACUUAGAAAAACUUGCACGGGCCUUGACCAAUUUGGGCAGAAGUGGAGCAAUUUCAAAGAACGAAUGGAACUCCAGAACUGCCCGGCUCUCGCAAAUCCAGGACGACGUGGAAUCUAUUUUAGGCAAUAGAGAGGAGCUUUUUCAGGAGGCAACCAAUGCUCGUCUGGGCGGCCGAGUAUUUGGAAAACCAAGCGCUGAUGCAGCUCGUGAGACGAACGAAACUGUGGGGUUAGAUGACCGCGAGCUCUUUCAACAACAACAGCAGAUACACAAGGAACAAGAUCAGGAGGUUGAGCAGUUGCGCAUGAUCAUUGCUCGGCAAAGACAAAUUGGCGAAGCUAUUAAUCAGGAGGUAGAGGAGCAGAAUGAGAUGCUUGAUCGCUUUUCUGAGGAAGUUGAUCAUUCUGCCAACAAGCUACAAAACGCCAGGGCCAGAGCUAAGAAAAUUGCAUAA
Messenger RNA from Sungouiella intermedia, 993 nucleotides. Lineage: Eukaryota; Fungi; Ascomycota; Pichiomycetes; Serinales; Metschnikowiaceae. The record is from the annotation of a GenBank genome assembly.